Messenger RNA from Exserohilum turcica Et28A, 1479 nucleotides. RefSeq lists its product as uncharacterized. Bases 142 to 1236 code for a protein of 364 amino acids. The record is from RefSeq and is a predicted model, not a curated record. The transcript has a single exon. Lineage: Eukaryota; Fungi; Ascomycota; Dothideomycetes; Pleosporales; Pleosporaceae.
GCGAAGAUAACCACCGCGUGACGACACGGAGGGCAGGAUUCCCACUUCAUAGGCCCGAUUCGCAGCAACUUUGUAUACGGUUCGCAGCUCGCAUCCUCAGCCGCUGCUCUCCCCACCACCACCGCCAGGCCCGCCUACAAGAUGAACGCGACCGAAGCAGCAGCAGCGCCAGCCGCGCAGCCGCGCAACCCGUGCAACCCGCCCACGUCCGCCGCGAGCGUCUCGCGCGAGGCCAAGUCGACCGACAGCAACAGCAGCAGCAGCAUCCUGGGCAAGGGGAAGAAGUUGUUCGGGCUGGGAAAGAAGAAGGGCGACGAGAGCGAGCAAAAGGGGGCGAGUGCGACAUUGACGACUUGGACGACGCUGCUCCCCUCGCCUCCCAUGUCACCACCUGAGCGGCGCGCAUCACCACGCGGCAGCCCACGCAUGCUGCCCGUGGGCGCAUCGCCUGGCCGGCGCAUCCGCUCUACGUCGCCAGGACUGCACAGCCCGGCGUCGUCGCUCAUCUUUGAGCGCAACGUGCAGGAGCCCGAGCCGUCGGUCGACGUGCCGGCACACAUCAAGACAGAGGACUUUAUCCCCCCGGCGCUGGAUGCGACGUCGCUGGCCAUUACCGACAGCCAGCUCAACCCCGACGAGGUGGAGAUUGUCACACACUCGGCACACCAGCCCGCCGCGCUCGUCGUGGCCGGCAGCAUGGCCGAGUCGCUGCACUCGCCGCCACUGCCACCCGACGAGUCUGCAGCGUCGAGCCACUUUGAGGCGGCGGCAGACGCAACGGCGCCCGGCUACGGGGCGCUCGACACGACGGACCCGCGGCGCCUCAGCUUCAUUUCGUUUGCGGACGUGGUACAGGCCGAGCACGUGGAACACGACCGGCAGGAGGUGCUGGGGGCCACGUCGAGCGAGGCGCUGCAGUACAUGAGCCUGUCGUCGACGGCCAACCGGACGGCGUCGCCCGUGAGGUCGAUUGCGUCUUCGCCGCCGACGACGAGCGGCGCAGCGUCUCCCAAGGCGAUGGAUCUGGCACGCACGCGAUCCCCCGGCAGCCCCACGUCGCCCAUUGUGCUGGGCAACCCCAACGCGGCACUGGGCGAGGAGCUCCCGGUGCAGAUUGAAACGAUGCGACAGGCUCUGCGCAAGACGCGGUCGGGCGACCUGGGAGGCAUAGCGUCGCAGCCUGUGAGUGCGGUGAGUCUGGAGGAGAAUGCGGCCGACAAGCCUCCGUUCAAGUAGGGGCAUGUGUGAUGGAUGCAUGUCAGAAUGCGCAUGGGGGGAAAUGAGAUGGUGAGAGUGAGAGCGAGCGAGCGAGAUUCCUUUUUCAUUUCUUUGUUACUACACGAGGCUUGGAGCUUAUUGGUUGGCUGGGUUGAUAUCCAUAUGGCGAUGAUUUCACGGACAGGACAGGACUGGGGGGUGAAGGGGGGCUUCUAUUCUACUGUCCUGGGGGACGGGCUAUGAUUUGCAGCGACGGGGAGC